This is a messenger RNA of Necator americanus (New World hookworm), 2031 nucleotides long. RefSeq lists its product as uncharacterized. The transcript has 20 exons. Bases 1 to 2031 code for a protein of 676 amino acids. The record is from RefSeq and is a predicted model, not a curated record. NCBI's taxonomy places the organism in Eukaryota, Metazoa, Nematoda, Chromadorea, Rhabditida, Ancylostomatidae.
AUGCACAACAUCCUCAGAUUGUUCAUGCCUCGACAAGUCUUGCCAGCCGUGACGAGAUUUCGCGCUGCGACGCAACCGCCGAAACAAAUUCUCUUGCACGCUGUACCGAAGUUUCGAUGUCAACAAACAAUGAAGCACACAGGUUUAGUGGUGACUGACACACAACUUGAUGAAGUUGUUAUUCGCAAUUAUGUGCUAGAAUUUAUAUCCAGUAGGGAGAUAGAGGGCGAAUGUUGUCAUGCGCUUACACAAGUUGGAGAAGCCGCUUUUCGAUUCGAAGGGAGUGGUGCAUUCGAUGAAGCGUACAUUAAAAAUCAGAGACGGAGAUGUGAGCGUCCUCUAUCAUUCGGUGAUACAAUCGAGUGGUACGACUUAGAUAUAGCAAACAGGAUGAUUUCUAGAUUCCAUAGAGCUCCACCAUUAUUCACGAAUCGCAUAUACGAUGGAAGAUCACAGGUGCUUGUGGUUGGCGUCGUCUCUCCAAGCAACAGAUUUCAUUUCUGGUCGCCGUAUUUCCCCAACAUACAGAUAGAUAGUGUGUCAGCGAGCGAAGUUCUUCCCAAUGUGCCUGUGUCUGCAUGGUUGAAUAUUGCUAUUGAUGCUGACAGAAAGCUGUGUAUAGAAUUUGACUCAUUUGAACAAGUCGAGUGUGAGACAAAUAUUGUCGCGAAUGCACCGUGGAAUCGCACUCAAUCUAAAUACUUGACCGUACCUAUUCUUGAUAGUGAUGAUGGGGUAGAGAACCAAAUAGUUGAACCAGAGACCAUCAAUCGCAAAGGAGGAUGGAAGCAGGAACUCCAUAAUUAUGAAGGAAUUUGUACUGGAGAAAGGCUGAUAUACUGCAGAAAACUACCGUCGUACGAAAUUGUUGUUGCACUGAUCAAGAAUAGAAAGGAUUGUGUUCCUCUAGAAACAGGUGUUAGUUGCGAAUUCAGUGCUGUCUGGAACGAGUACGAGAAAAGGUUCAUAGUCCAGCACUACAAAACAAAGGGACGGGUCCUUCGUCUUGGCGCGAACGGCUUGGUGAAAACAUCUGUGAAAGCAAUUGAGGACUACCCAUCUGUAUUUAACAGUGAUGAUCUUGGAUUGAUAGAUGAUCCGAGUGGUAUUCUUUCCCUUCUUCACUUCUCGCCAUAUCGACACAGCUCGGUUGUGGUAACGUUACAUGACAGUCCCUCUUUGACAACCCGCUUCCGCUUUCGCAUUGUUGACGUUCAGCCAGAUAAAGCACCGAAACUCAAAAAAUUUGUUGAGGAAAACGAGAUUCGUGUUGAUGACGGGGAAGGAAUAGUGAUAGACGCGUUUACAAUUUAUUCAAAAGAUCACGGAAGCGUGUUUUUCUACGUUCCUGAUAAUCUUCGCACUGCUCUUUCACCUGGCAAAGCGGUCAAAUUUUCGGCUCGAUAUCAGCGUCAAGACGAGAAAUUCGUCGUUACACACGUCUUUGCUCGGGCCCAUGAAGUGCCUUCUGUUGAAAGGCAACUACUUCGUCUACCUUACGAACAACAGAGACUCUUCAGGGUUUCUGCAAAGAAAUGUAGGAGAAAAGAACUAGACUGUCUUCUUGAAAACGAAGAAUUUGGGCUUCUCGACGUGGGCAGACACACCUAUCUAACCAAGAACAAUUCACAGAGAACGGUAUGGGUGAUGAGGUCUAUACCGGAUGUAGACGAGACAUUCCGUCCUUCUCGUACUCCGUUUGUUGUCGUUUGGGUUGGAGACCAUGAGCCGCCGUGUAAGAACACUGAGGAAAUACAACCUGAUGUAGAGCAGGCGGGAGAUCAGAGUACCCUCGAAAAAAUUAGCGUUAUUAACGCCGAGGAUGCACUGACAGCAGCCAUGGAACGAAUGGGAGUAUUGACUGAAAGAAAACCACAUGAUGUUGAGUGCACUGAUGAGGACUGUGUACCUGGAUGCCCAAUAAUGGAGAUGAUUAUGUUGACGAUCGAAACGGUGCCGCAAUUCCUGGAAACACUAUCUCAAGAGAAUCCCGCGGUGUUUACUAAAAUUGUAAACAAAAUGUUCAAGUAA